This is a messenger RNA of Hymenoscyphus albidus, 531 nucleotides long. NCBI's taxonomy places the organism in Eukaryota, Fungi, Ascomycota, Leotiomycetes, Helotiales, Helotiaceae. The record is from the annotation of a GenBank genome assembly.
AUGUGUUUUUACGACCAAUACCGAAUGAUCUGCAACUGCCACAAGUGGGGUCACUUCCGUCAGCACUGCUCCAAGGAGUAUCGGACUGGCGAGACCUGUGGUAUGAAGUUGAUCAUGAACACCUUGGAGAAGCCAGAGAAGUGUAAAAUCUGCACCAAGAUCGACACCAAGGAGGGCCGUGUUCGCAAAGAGCAGGACCGGAUCAAUCGAUGGGUGAAAGAAGAGCAGCGGGGCCAUCAGCGAGGCGCGUCGAUUGAAGCCUCUCAAGGUACAAUCGAGAAACUGUAUCUCGAGAUCGAAGAACUCAAGUACCAGAAGAGUCAGAACAUGGCCUCCACGAGGUAAAUUGUGGUGCGAAUCGGUGACUUGAUGGGCAUGGGCAGGGCGUUGUUUUGUUUUAGGAAAUUUCGUUGGUUCACGACUUUCCUUUACGGAUUUGCAGGAAAAAUGGAUAUGGGUAUCGACGGCGGCGCUGGAAAUGGUUCGGGGGCAUGGAAUGUAAUAGUUCUCUUGAGUCGCAGUAGUGUGUAA